AUGGCCAGAGCAUUAUCUGUAACUGAUGAUGAUUCAACUAGUGAACAAAUAAUUGAUAUGGUUCGACUUAAUUUACAAACAACACCGGUAACUAAUCAAACUAAUUUAACAACAGAAUAUGAUCAAACAGAUGAUCAACAACAAACAAUCAUUAAUGAUUUUCUAUUACCGAUGAAUAUGGGUUUAAUAUAUGAUCCAAAUAAUGAAUCUGAGCAACCAAAUUUAAGUACUUUUAGAAAGAUGGAAUAUUUACUGGAAAAAAUGCAAGAUGAAAAUAAUGGUUUACCAAUUAAAUCUGUUAAAAGUUUUAUGUCAAAAAUCCCCUCAGUGUUUACCGGUGCAGAUUUAAUCCAGUGGAUAUUGAAGAAUCUUGAUGUAGAUGAUACGAUUGAUUCACUUCAUUUAGCGAAUUUGAUGUCGUCACAUGGCUAUGUUCUUCCAAUUGAUGAUCAUGUAUUAACUGUAAAAAACGACGGCACAUUUUAUCGUUUUCAAACUCCUUAUUUUUGGCCAUCGAAUCAUAUUGAACCAGACAAUAUCGAUUAUGCUGUAUAUCUUUGUAAAAGAACUAUGCAAAAUAAAACACGAUUAGAACUAGCAGAUUAUGAAGCUGAAAAUUUGGCACGUCUACAAAAAUUAUUUGCAAGAAAAUGGGAACUCAUUUAUAUGCAAGCAGAAGCACAAAUAAAAGUUGAUAAAAAACGGGAUAAAGUUGAACGUAACGUGUUGGAUAGUCAAGAACGAGCAUUCUGGGAUGUUUAUCGUCCAGCACCUGGUUGUGUUAACAUGACAGAUCAAGAUAUCAAAAAAUUAAUGAGACGUAAAACGAGCAGUAUUUGUCUUCAUAGUAGUUCACACUCAUUAUCGAGUAAUCGGCGUACAUCAUCUACAUCCGCUACAGCACCUGCCUCAGCGCUAGCAGCAGCUGCCAAUCGAAAUUUAAUAACAUUAACAGCUAGUCUCUUCUCUUCGGUAUCGCCUUCAUCUGCUGUCGUACGACCUACACAACCUCCACCACCAGCUUUACAUGAAUGUGAUGAAACACAAGAAAUUGAUAAUUUAGUUCAUGAAAUUGAAUUUUUAAAACAUCGUAUUGAACGUCGAUGUUUAAAAACAUCAAAAGUAUGCGAAAAUUAUAUAAAUUAUUAUGAACAAUAUACAGAAUUUGAUCCAUUUAUGACUCAAUCUGAACCAAGUAAUCCAUGGAUAUCUGAUUCUGUUGAUCUAUGGGAAAUGGAAAAAUUUGGUUCACGUGAAAUAUCAUCGAGACGAGUGAAACGUUGGGGAUUUUCUAUAAUGGAGCUAUUAAAAGAUCCAGUGGGACGUGAUCAUUUUUGGAAAUUUUUAGACAAAGAAUAUAGUAGUGAAAAUUUAAGAUUUUAUGAAGCAUGUAUCCAGUUAAGAUUUCAUAUACCACAAAAAGAUGUGGCAAAUAAAGUAAAAGAAAUUUAUAACGAAUUUUUAUCACCAGGUGCUUAUUAUUCAAUUAAUAUCGAUCAAAGAAUAAUGAAUAUAACCAAAAAGAAUAUAAAUAAUUAUCCGAACAGAUAUACAUAUGAUGAAGCUCAGGAGCAUAUUUUUAAUUUGAUGACGCGUGAUACUUAUAAUCGAUUUCUUCGUUCGGAACUUUACAGAGAACUACUUAUUGGUGGUAAAAAGAAGUAUGGUCUCAAAACUGGACGUCUAUCAAUUGUUCGACCAUUAGAAAAUUUAACAAAAUUUUCAACGACAUCACAACCGCAAUAA
This is a messenger RNA of Didymodactylos carnosus, 1746 nucleotides long. Lineage: Eukaryota; Metazoa; Rotifera; Eurotatoria; Philodinida; Philodinidae. The record is from the annotation of a GenBank genome assembly.